Molecule: messenger RNA, 1637 nt
Organism: Centruroides sculpturatus (bark scorpion)
Lineage: Eukaryota; Metazoa; Arthropoda; Arachnida; Scorpiones; Buthidae
Product: DNA-directed RNA polymerase III subunit RPC1-like
Exons: 6
Coding region: 1145-1399 (84 amino acids)
Source: RefSeq, a predicted model, not a curated record
CCAUUGUCAAACUUCUAGGCUUAUAGGAAAACAACACUGAACAUCCGACAUACACGUUUUCGCGUUGAAAAUGUCGGCUGCAACCUCUAUUAAAAGAAAAAUGCAAUAUCUUUACUACAUUAUUGCAUUUCAAUAAUAUCUAUAUAACAUCUGUAGGUGCAAUGGGAUAGAUGAUUUACAGAGAGGCCAUACUUAACAAGGAAAGAAGAAGGUAAAAUCCAGACGACAAAAUGGACGAUAAAUAGCGUUCAGAGAACGACAUUGGAUUUAUUAGCAGAUUUAUUAUUGGAUUAGCGGAAAUUAUGAAGAUGUGUCGUGCAAUAUUAAAAGAUAAUAAACUCUACACUGAUCGUGAAAGAAAACACCUUUUUCUUCAAUUACAAACGGACCUACCGAAGUUUUUGCGGUCGGUCCGUGAAACUUGAGCUAAGUGAAAGUUGAUAUGUUUAUUUUUUCGUUUUUUCGAAUAUAAUUACAACAAAAUAAAUAUAAACAGGCAUUGAAAUAAAAGAUAUAAUUCUAAUUUUUCCUAAAUUAUUACCGUAACUUUAUUUUAAAGUUAUAAAACUUUAAAAUAAAAAAAGCUAAAUUAAAAUGCUAUAUAAGCAAGGAUAAAUAAGUGAUCCUCGAUUAGUUUUAUCGAGUAAAACAGUUACGUCACGCCGCUUUAAAACCCUCAUGACCAACUUCCUCGUCCCGAUUUCGUUACGAAUCGGAACGGUCCAUUUCAAAUCAUAACGGAACAGGAAGCGUGUCCUGAAAUUGCAAUUGAUAAGUUACGGCGGCGCUUAUCGAUUAUAUUAAGGAGAACAGAUCAUUAGGCCAAACUGGUUGCGUCUUUUUGCUUUUCGGUUUGCUUCUAUUAGUUGGCGGUCUACCACGUUUUAUUGGUGAACGUUGCAUACUUAUUAAUUAUUAAUUUUCUAUUCAGAAUAAGUUUAUAUUCAAAAUUCAGAAUAACACACAAAUAUCGGUGCAGUCACGGGCAUCCAGCACUUGAUUAUCCAGCAUUCGGGAUUAUCAAGUGCUGGAUUAAUUGACUUUUACUGUAUUAUAUUCUUACUUAUUUAAUAGGAAUCAAGUAACAAAUAUAAAUUUACAUGCGAAGUUUGUGGAAAAAAAUUUAAAUUUAAAUCAAAGUAUAAUGACCAUCAAUAUUGCCAUUCAGAAGAAAACAAGUUUAAAUGCAAAUUUUGUGAAAAAAAAAUUUAAGCAUCCGCAAACAUUAAAAAAACAUAUUAAAGAAAAACAUCCGUUAGAAUUGCAAACAGACAAUCAUUAUGUCCAAACAGACAACAAUAACAAUCAGCAAGAAGAUAAUCAUUAUGUCGUAAGUAAAAAUUUCAUUAAUAUUCUAGCAGCAAACAGACAAUCAUUAUGUCCAAACAGACAACAAUAACAAUGUAAGUAAAAAUAUUAAAAAAUGAAAAUUUUAUAAAAUUGUAUUAAGUACUUCUAUUAAUCUUCCUUACAGAUGAACAGAAACAUGUACAUAUAUGUACCAGUUGUUGUAAUGACACUGUUAAUUGUUCUUCUUGCCAUCAGACCUGACACGUCUGCAGAAACUAUUCAGACAAUACUGAUUCUGUUUUAUAAAUUCUCUGAAAAACUAUUAAUUUAAAUAAUAAUUAAAAAAU